Molecule: messenger RNA, 8380 nt
Organism: Bursaphelenchus xylophilus (pine wood nematode)
Lineage: Eukaryota; Metazoa; Nematoda; Chromadorea; Rhabditida; Aphelenchoididae
Source: the annotation of a GenBank genome assembly
AUGGGCGACCUUUAUGGCCCGGGCCAUGGAAAGGCCUUCGCGGGUGGGUCGUACGGGUACCCGAACAUGAAUUGUAACAUGAGCCGGCCGUUUAUGGAUCUGACCACGGAGGAGCAGAAAUGCCUCGACGAACGGAAAUACUGGUGUUUUUUAUUGUCAAGGUAAACAUUUUUGUUUUUAAAAUUUUUCUCUUUUUUAGAGUUGUUCUUAAUAAAAUCACAAUAAGAUUAAAAAUAAGUCAUCAUAUUUACAUUUCCAGUAUUGUAACCUUCUGCGUGAGCAUGUUGUUGGUCGUAUUAUGGCGCAUAAUCACCCAUCUCUGCUGUCAACCGCCCGAACGAGAGGUGCUGCCCGCCGUGCCUCCCUCCGAGUUCUACAAAACCGGCUCCACUUCCGGCUCCAUUGCUGGGCCGCCGUUAACAAAAACCGAAUUAAAUCGAGUGAACCCGAAAGAGGAACAAGUCCAGAUCGGAUGGAUGACCGAAGCCAAGGAUUGGGCCGGAGAACUGAUCUCCGGCCAGAGCAUGACCGGCCGCAUAUUGGUGGUGCUGGUGUUCUUGCUGAGCAUCGGAUCGUUGGUCAUUUAUUUCAUCGACACGUACAAGGACUCGUUCCACGUCGAGACCUGCAUUCCCUGGUCCCAAAGUCCCACACAGCAGAUCGACCUGGGCUUCAAUAUCUUCUUCUUGAUCUACUUUUUCAUCAGGGUAAAAUUUAAAAAUGUUUUUUUUUUAAUUUCGAGUUUUUUUUGAUUUUUUUUCAAUAAUUUCAAAAAAUUUUUAUUUAAAAAAUUCUCAAAACUCUUGUGCUAAUUUAUAUUAUAUUUUUUCAGUUCAUCGCCGCCUCGGAUAAAGUGUGGUUCCUGUUGGAUCGGUACAGCUUUGUGGACUACUUCACAAUUCCGCCGAGUUUUGUCGCCAUUUACCUUGAGAGAAAUUGGAUUGGUAAAUUAAUUUUUUUCAAAGUUUGGAAUUUUGUGUCAUCGAUUUUUAUACCUCUUUUUUAGGCCUUCGAUUUCUCCGUGCUCUCCGACUGAUGACCGUUCCAGACAUCUUGCAGUACCUGAAUAUCCUCAAAACAUCAUCUUCCAUUCGGUUGACUCAGCUCUUGUCCAUUUUUAUUUCCACUUGUUUGGCUGGAGCUGGGGUUAUUCAUCUGGUACGUGGGAAAUUUAUAAAAUUUGCAAAAAUCCUAUUUCUUCGUGCUUUUUUCCGGUAAAAAAUCGGUUUUCUGUUAAAGAUGUAGGUCAAAAAACAGCCACAUAAAUUUUUUCUACGUAAAGGUGGCAAGAAAAUGCCAAAAAAACUUUUUUCGUCUUACCGUCUCUCCUCAUUUUCCAUACUCUCUCAACUCGUUAAAUUUCUCGGCUCCCUCUACAAGCAGAACCCUAAAAAUUUCAGUAAUUAAUUUCUGGUCUAUUCAGAGCAUGUAAGCAUAAUUUGAUCAAAAUAUGAACAUUGCAUCUCGAGAAAUUCACAUUUUUAUCAACCUUGUUUUAGCUAGAAAACAGUGGCGAUCCCUGGAAAGAUUUCAUGAAUUCCCACCGCAUCUCAUAUCCGGAUUGUGUCUACUUUUUACUGGUGACAAUGUCCACUGUCGGCUACGGUGACAUCUAUUGUACAACGGUUUUGGGAAGAGGAUUUAUGGUCUUCUUCAUUCUCGGAGGCUUGGUGCGUCCAAAAUCAUAUUAUUUUUUUUUAUUUUUAUUCAUUUAUUACAUUUAAAGCAUUGUAAAUGACUCUGUUGUAGGCCAUGUUUGCGAGUUAUGUGCCGGAGAUUGCGGAUUUGAUUGGAAAUCGGCAAAAGUAUGGGGGCGAAUACAAAGGAGAGCAUGGGAAGAGGUAAGAUAAGGUCGUAUUUUAAGCGCCGUUGUAUUCUUUCAUGCUGCAAAGGCUGAAAUCAAUUUGUAAUUUCCUCAAAUUUUCUAUUUUUUGAUGAUUUUCUGGUUUGGGUGACAUUUUAUACGAUAAAAACUGUUUUUCAUUCUCAGCGUAUAAAAUGUCACCAGGGUCAAAAUUGUCCCUAAUUACGGUAAUUUCAUGAAAUUGUGGUUCUAGACACAUCGUCGUAUGUGGUUACAUUACAUACGAGUCUGUCUCCCAUUUCCUCCAAGACUUUUUGCACGAAGAUCGAGAAGAUGUGGAUGUGGAGGUCGUCUUCCUCCAUCGAGUUGUGCCCGAUCUCGAAUUGGAAGGUCUUUUCAAACGGCAUUUCACAAAAGUCGAAUUCUUUACGGGCACGGUGAUGGAUUCCAUUGACUUAUCCAGGGUCAAAGUGGACGAAGCGGACGCUUGUAUUGUUUUGGCCAACAAAUACAGCAGCGACCCCGAUGCCGAGGAUGCCGCGAAUAUCAUGAGAGUGAUUUCGAUUAAGAAUUAUUCGUCAGACAUCAGGGUUAUCGUCCAAUUAAUGCAGUAUCAUAAUAAGGUGAGAUUCGAAAUUUUUGAAAUUUUUUGAUAAAAGAUUUGACCUAAAAGGCCAUGAGAUUUUUUAUAUGAAAAUUUUGUAAUUUUUUUACUUUUCAGUAUCAAAUUUGUAUAAAAAAUGCCAAAAAAAAAUUUUUCAAAAAAAUAAAUUUUCGUAUUUAAGGCAUAUCUUCUGAACAUCCCCUCGUGGGAUUGGCGUCGCGGUGACGAUGUGAUCUGCCUCGCCGAACUGAAGCUCGGCUUCAUUGCUCAGAGCUGUUUGGCGCCCGGCUUUUCCACAAUGAUGGCCAAUCUUUUUGCCAUGAGAUCUUUCAAAACGGUAAGUCUUUGCCAGUAAUUGCUGGCCCUAAGUGUCAUCUAACCCGCGAAUUUUUUAACAUCUUUUUUGCAAUUUUUGAAACGGUAAUGGAAUUUUAAACCAGCAGUUGCAAAAAAAUGAAAAAAUUGUCCAGUCUCAAACUUCGAGAGCUCAAAAAUUUGUCAUCAAUAUUCCGUCCAAUUGUCAUAGAAAUUGUUUGUCGUAAAAUGCGGAAUUUAUGUAGGAAAAAACCAAAAAAAAAAUUUUUUUUGAAUUUUGUAAAAUUAAAAAAAAAUUCGACCUCCCAGAUCCUAAAAAAAUAGAAAAAAUAUACAGAUUUCGUAUUGUAGACCCCUUUUAUACCAUAUUUAACACCUAUGUUCCUCUUCAUUUGUCGAUUUUUGAGCUCUCGCGCAGUCCGUCAAUAAAUGUUUUAUGUUUUUCGGCAAUUUUCAGUCCCCAAAUACCCCGGAAUGGCUGAACGAAUACCUUCGCGGCGCUGGGAUGGAGAUGUACACAGAGACCCUGUCCCCCUCCACUGUUGGCCUAACAUUCCCCGAGGCUGCCGAGUAUGUUUUUAACAGUACAUGUGUAACCCAUCUAUGUCAAUAUAAUCCGAUAUUUGAUAGCGAAGAAGGGCGGGAGUGAUGGGGAAAGGGACAAAAAUAGAGUCAACUUGAAUUUCUCAAGUCAGAAGUGGCUAAGAUAAGCAUUUUUUUAUAAAAAAAUUGAUUUAUUAUUAAAAUUUUGAAGCCUGAAAAAAGACAAAAAAUUGUAAAUUAUUGCCCGAGGGAAGUCUCUCGGAUUUCGAUGAAAUUUGGCACAAAAUUAGAUCAUUAGUUUCUAGGAUUUACGAAGAGAAUUUAGCCCGCGUUUUGCAGAAACCACCGCGAUUUUUAGGUCUAGCCAAAAAAUUGAUAUUUAUCCAAUUUUCGGCACUUUUCGGCCAAAAAAUUUCAGUGAUUUCUGCAAAGCGCUGGCUGAUAAUUUCGCAUAUACCAAAAUCUCACUUUGACCAUAUAAAAAUGGCGAUUAGCCUGUCUUUUUAACGUUUGAUGUUUGAAUUUCUAAGCGUUUUUCCCACCGGCCGUUUUUUGGGCCGUUAUGGAUGAAAAGAGCUCUUUUGGAAUUUAUUCGGCCAUAGAAAUGUGGCCAUUUCUUUCAAAAAGUUUUCCGAAUGACGUGAGACAAAAUGGAGGGAGCAAAAAAUGGAGAGAAAAGUGUUUGGACGUCAUGUAAUGUCAAGGCCUAUAAAUAAAACAUAGCAAGACUGCAAAAAUUUGCAAAAAAUUACAAAAAAAUACUUCCUAUGUCAGGUAAUCGCUGAAUAAAAUAUUAUUUUGGCCUAAAAUUGACUUUUAACCCCUAUAUUAUAUAAAAAAAUAUGUUUUAUCUCAAAACCCUCCAAAAAAAUCGCGUUUUUUGAGGUGAGAAUGCUGUUUGAUUAACCCCACCCUAACCUGUCCGUCAAGUCCUCCGAAUUUGAAUUGAAAUACGAUUUCUGCGAUGAUUUUAGUCGAAGCAUACCCCCGACUGGCUGAGUCUUUACUUAUGCGGUGCGGGAAUGGAGAUGUACACGGACACUUUGUCCCAUUCAUUUGUGGGAAUGAGUUUCCCCGAGGCCGCGUUGUAAGUGUUUGGGGGAAGUUUGAAGUCUGAAAAUGACGCCAAAGACAUAAUUCAUCCGUAAACAGUCGAGAACUCGACGAAUUUUGGGGAGAAUCAACAAAAAAUUAUAUUACACUUGACCAAAAAAAUUUUUUUUAAUGAAACAAGAUGGUAGUAUGAUAUAAGUUAUCUCUAUUAUUUUAUUUAAACUCUCUAUUACUACUAAAUUUACCAUAAAACACCAUAAAUAUUAUGGCAAAAAUCAUCAAGAAAUUAUAUUGCACUAGGUCAACAGAUAUUCAAAUUAACAAAGAAUGAAGUUGUAAUCGAAAAUUUAGGUUGCUUUUCAAUCGAUUGGGUCUACUGCUACUUGCCAUUGAAUUGAAGGACGAUGAGAAAAAGGAAUGCAACAUUGCCAUCAACCCGGGUCCCGCAACGAUAAUUCAGCCACAAACCCAAGGAUUUUUCAUCGCCCAAAGCGCGGAUGAGGUGAAACGGUAAUCAAAUUUAAUCCAAGGCAUUCCUAACUUACUAUUUACCAUUAAUUUUUUUUAAAUAUCAAUUUUUUCAUCGUCAAAAAAGCAAAAUUUUUUGCAGAGCCUUUUACUGGUGCAAACAGUGCCACGAAGACGUUCUGGACGUGGCUUUGAUCAAGAAAUGCAAAUGCAAAAACCUUUCGCUCUUCCGAAAAGGCGGAAAACCUGUGCAAUUAAUGAAGAGAGGUAAUGUCGGUAUGUGAUUUUGCUUUUUUGUGGCUUCUUCUAUCUGCUAUAACAACCUAAGGACCUUCUCCAUGACCUAGAGAUCUCUUAUCUAGACAUUUGGCAUACAAAAUCGGCGAGAAACGCGGCUUGGAUAUUGAUCUAGACAUUGUGGUAGAUAUUGUGACUAACAUUGUGGUCGAAAUUGGGGUUGACGUUGAAAUAAUUCUAGUCCAUGAGCUCCAACACAGCUUAGUAGUUAAUUUGGUCAAGAUCUGUGGCCGAAAAAACCAAGAUUUAGUUUUAAUUUGGCACUUAUUUUAGCAUCAACCACCGUAAAUAACCCCCAUCUCGCAGUGCCUAAGGGUCCGAUGAUAAACAAUGGAUUCGUGAGCCGAGAGAAUCCCGAGAUCAUCAAUCUGAAUGCGCCGCCAAACGCGAAGGCGACUCUGAUCAACUUCGAUAAUCGAAUUGACAUCGGAUCCUUUGAACAGCAGGACAUGAAGUACGAUAGCACCGGGAUGUUCCAUUGGUGUCCGUCCAGAACCAUCGAAGAGUGCAUUCUGGACAGAUCUCAGGCAGCGAUGACUGUUCUGAAUGGCCAUGUGGUUGUUUGUUUGUUCGCGGAUAAGGACUCGCCAUUGAUUGGGCUGAGGAACUUCAUCAUGCCGUUGAGGUGGGUUAUCUUCUGUUUUAAGGGCAGAGAGACUAGGACAUAAUAGAUUUUGAUCUGUUGGUUCUAUCAAAAAAAAUACAGACAAAUCGAGUUGCAAUUAUUCGAUAUACAACGAGAUCAGUCUACAGGGUGGCCAGAAAGAACGGAAACUUUCUUUCGCGGAUUUUGCUGUUGAUGCGACUGGCAAAAGCGUUGCCGGUGCGUUUUCUGUCACUUCCCUGACGCUUACGGUCGUUGUCAAGCUGCUUGCAUUGUGUGAUUACUUUCGACACAACGUCCUUUCUAUACCGCGCAAAUUAACAAUUCGAAAAGCUCCAAAAAAGGUCCAAAAUCGAGGUCCCUCUGUUUGACAUUCAAAAAAACCCAUGUUAAAUAAUCGUUAUGGUCAUGAAAGUGACAGUACUAGGGCAGAAGAACACGUAGAAUAUAAUGGUAAAAGAAUGAUUUGGCAACACCUAAACAUUUUCGCGCUAGGACCCAUGAAAAAAAGUUUGCGUUUUUUCUGGCCACUCUGUAGAAGAAACCUACAAUAUUGGGGUAGUGCGGGUAGCAGGUAGAUUCUUUCUAGACUCAUUAUAUAUAGAUUAAAAGCGCAAUUUCUGAGCUUUAAAACCGUAUGUUCAACAUGUCUGGUAAUGCGUUUCAAAGCUCACAGGAAUUCGUACAAAUCGGCGACCCAAAAAUACACAAGACUUAUUGGACACCCUAGUAGUAGCCGUCCGCAAAGUUUCUUGGGCUUAAACUGAUGCCAGAGCAGCCAAAAACGUUCAUUAAGACGGGUCUCAUUGUAUCCGUUCACUAUGAGCAGCUAGUCAAAUUUUGAACCCCUUUUUCUGUCAGCUAAAAGAUAAAGUCAUCAUUUUUCUCCCUUCAGAGCUUCGAACUUCCAUUACCACGAACUGAAACAUGUCGUGAUCGUUGGAGAUGCAGAAUAUCUGAAGCACGAAUGGAAGACACUCCACAACCUUCCCAAGAUCUCCAUUCUCAACGGCAACCCACUGUCUCGAGCCGAUCUUCGAGCAGUUAAUAUUAAUUUAUGCGACAUGUGUGUUAUUGUUUCCGCUCGCAUUCCGAAUCCAAACGAAGAUCCCACAUUGGCUGAUAAGGUAAAUUAAAAUCUCUACUGUAUCAAGUACUACAUUAUAAUAUCAAAUUCUCCCAUAUUUUAUAUUAAUUUAUAUUAUUUUAGGAAGCAAUUUUGGCCUCAUUGAACAUCAAAGCGAUGCAAUUUGAUGAUACCCUAGGGUUCGGCCAACGAUCCGGAAUCUCGCCCUUAGGCUCUCCUGGUCUGCCCUUGGCCAAACGAGGAGCCAGAAGUGGUACGAAUGUCCCAAUGAUCACGGAAUUAGUCAACGAUUCCAACGUCCAAUUCCUGGAUCAAGAUGAUGACGAUGAUCCGGACACAGAACUCUAUCUCACACAGCCAUUUGCAUGCGGAACAGCCUUCGCUAUCUCGGUCUUGGACUCGUUGAUGAGCACGGUGAGCAGAUUUGGGUAUUACAAUAGCAAUUUAUAUUAUCCAUGACCUUUGUCAGCAAAUAAAACAUCGAAUUGCAGACCUAUUUCAACGACUCUGCCCUUACGUUGAUCCGAACACUCGUUACUGGAGGUGCCACUCCGGAAUUGGAGCUGAUUUUGGCCGAGGGCGCGGGUCUUCGCGGGGGUUACAGUACCCAGGAAACCUUGUCCAAUCGGGAUCGUUGCCGGAUUUCGCAAAUCAAUCUGGCUGAUCAUCCCUAUGAUGGCAUUGUUGUGAGUUUUUUGAGGCUAUAAUUGACAGGGGAAGUCCCCAAGUGCGACGCGCAGAUUUUCAUGAAACUCGGCACAAAUUUAGAAUAUUUUUUUCUAAGACAUAUAUGAGAAUUCUAGCUCGCGCUUUGCAGAAACAACCGAGAUUUUUAGAUCGAAAGUUGAAGAAAAUUUGAGACUUUUUGUAAAAUUUUUGCACGAAAAGUUUCGUACCUAUGUCUACCGUAAUGGGUAAUUUUUCCACAAAGAAUAAUUUUUUUCCGCACGAAACUCCCAAAGUUAUGGCGAAAAAGUGUUUUUCUCUCUGACCGCUCUCCACGUUUAGUGUACUCUCUCGGCGGCGAAGAUCGUUCAAUAUCUCGGCGGCGCCUGCAAAGCGUGAGCUAAAACUUUUAGGAAUUGAUAUUUAGUCUAUUCCCGAAGUGUGUGCGAAAUUUAAAGAAAAUCUGAGCGUCGCACUUGGGGUAUUUCCCUUGUGAGGUUAAUUAAUUAGUUUUGCGCAAAAAAUUUGUUUUUGGUUAUAAUGUAGUAGAUUAAAUUGCUGUUUUUUUAGUCUGGCUCAACGUACGGAGAAAUGUUCAGUGUAGCGUUGAAGAAGAAUGGGCAACUGUGCGUUGGACUGUAUCGAUUGCACGAUCAAGCAUCGCCCGAGAGCAAUAAGCGAUAUGUGAUUACAAACCCUCCAGCUGAACUCCGAUUACUUUCCAGUGACAAUGUAAGGCUGCUUAUUCUUUAUUAAUUAAAGCCUCAUAUGACUCUAGUUUCUUUCCAAGAUGACUAGAGUCAUCAUGCAUGCAUAUUAGGACCAAAAUUAUCUUAUCCAUGAUGUCUAAUAUCACCUAAACCAUUCCAGGUCUACGUCCUCGAACAAUUCGACCCCGGGCUGGAAUACGAGCCCAUGGACCGAAUGAUGAUGUCCUAG